CGCGGACUUGUACCAAGUUCCUGGAACCAUGUUGCGCGGGCGACGCACGGGGCGGCGCCGUUCCCUUGUUCGCCAUAGUUGCGCUGGAGCUGGGAGCAUCGAACGUACUUAACAGUACUGCAAAGGCACCUGAAAACACUACUACACACAUUAUAAAGACAUGGCUGAGGAUGAGGUGACUCCAGAGCAGCUAGCAGCCAUCGCCGCUGAAAAUGAGGAGCCAGAGCCGGUGAACUACAAGCCACCAGCCCAAAAGACGGUGAAGGAGAUCCAUGACCUGGAUAAGGAUGAUGAGAGUCUACGGAAAUAUAAGGAAGCCCUGCUUGGCCCUGGGGUCUCUGAGGCCGAUCCCUCUGUUCCCAAUGUCCAAGUGACCAAGAUGACUCUGAUCUGUGAGGGUGCCCCAAACCCCCUGGUCCUGGACUUGCAAGGAGACCUGGAAGCCUUUAAGAAGCAGGCCUUUGUUCUGAAGGAGGGGGUUGAAUACAAAAUAAAGAUCAGCUUUAAGGUGAACAGGGAGAUAGUUUCUGGCCUGAAGUAUGUGCAGCAGACGUACAGGAAAGGAAUGAGGAUUGAUAAGACAGACUACAUGGUGGGCAGCUACGGGCCUCGUCCAGCUGAAUAUGACUUCCUGACCACUUUGGAGGAGGCUCCUAAAGGUCUUGUGGCCCGGGGCAACUACGUAAUCAAAUCCAAGUUUACUGACGACGACAAGCACGACCACCUGUCUUGGGAGUGGAACCUCAACAUCAAGAAGGACUGGAAAGACUAAAAGAGGCCUUUGUGUUAGGGGGCGAAGGAAUCAAAAUCCCCAAGCCCUGUGCGUUCCUCACCACCCCCCCCCCAGCCCCCGUACCAUGUCCACCAUUUCUGCCUUCUUUGUUUUUACCUUGUCAUGCAUUUCAUGCUCUCAUGCCUUAGUUCC
Molecule: messenger RNA, 925 nt
Organism: Scatophagus argus
Lineage: Eukaryota; Metazoa; Chordata; Actinopteri; Scatophagidae
Product: rho GDP-dissociation inhibitor 1-like
Exons: 6
Coding region: 161-772 (203 amino acids)
Biological process (GO): Rho protein signal transduction
Cellular component (GO): cytosol; cytoplasm; membrane
Molecular function (GO): Rho GDP-dissociation inhibitor activity; protein binding
Source: RefSeq, a predicted model, not a curated record